Messenger RNA from Onychostruthus taczanowskii (white-rumped snowfinch), 7796 nucleotides. RefSeq names its product protein serine kinase H1 (gene PSKH1). Bases 819 to 2075 code for a protein of 418 amino acids. NCBI's taxonomy places the organism in Eukaryota, Metazoa, Chordata, Aves, Passeriformes, Passeridae. Gene Ontology annotation, molecular function: ATP binding; protein kinase activity. The record is from RefSeq and is a predicted model, not a curated record. Gene Ontology annotation, biological process: protein phosphorylation. The transcript has 4 exons.
GUCGGCGGCCCCGGGACCGCCCGGCCCGGCCCGCCACCGGCUCCCUUCCCCUUCCUUCCCUCCCUCCGGGGGCGGCGGUGGUGCGGCCCGGGAAGCGUGGGCGCGGCGGACUCCGGCGUCUCAGCCCCGCCAUCUCAGCCCCGCCGCUGCCCGGGGCGCUGGGCCGCGGGACGGGCGGGCCGGGGAGGGAGCCCUGCCCGCUCCCGGUGUGUCCCCUCAGCGGGACGGGCCCGGUGCUUCCCAGGCUGGAGCCGAACCUGCUGCGGGACGAGCUCCCGGCCCCGGCCCGGCCCUGGCUCCCCUUUGCAGUGUAGCGACAGACGGCCUGGCUUGGGAUGAGCUCUGGAAACAAACGGCUUUGGGAAUCCCGGGUGGUGCGGCUGAUUCUGGCCAGCCCCUGGCUCCGGCACAGUCGUCCCAGCCCCGGGUUUCCCCUCCGAAAUCCACCAGAAGCUCGCAGUGCCAGGUGCUGCCGGGCACGUUCCGUUAGUGAGACGGCAGGCGAGGAGCUCCCAGGGGAGAACCUUAAAUCCCGUGUUCCUUCCCUGCACUGCCAGCUGGGGCUCAGGUUGAAUGAAGAGUCUCAACUUCUUCCAGGUGUCCCUUUAAAACAUUUCUUACUUCUCCACUUGCUUCUCCCCAUGGAAGACAGGCUGGGGUUCCUUUUCUGCUGUUCAUGCUGAGCAGUUGCUUGGAGAGGUGGUGCUUGAGUGGAAAUACCCCUGGUGAUGAUUCAAAUGUGGGAAUCACCCCAGAUGUGGUUGCUGCUGGUGCUCCCCUGGGAACAUGCCUUGAUAGGGAAUUAACACCAGUCAGUGAUGGGCUGUGGGACCAGCAAAGUGCUUCCCGAGCCCCCCAAAGAUGUGCAGCUAGACCUGGUUAAAAAAGUCGAACCUUACACGGGCCACAGCGACAUCUAUAAGCAUUUCAUCAAAGAUGACUGCGGGGCCGUCAUCAAAGCUGGCUCUCCCUCCCCUGCCCGUCACACUGACCCCUAUCCCGGGAACCCCCUGCCCGCCCGGCAGCCCGAGCCCCGCAAGAACAAAGUGGCCAAAUACCGCGCCAAGUUCGACCCCCGGGUGACGGCCAAGUACGACAUCAAAGCGCUGAUCGGGAGGGGCAGCUUCAGCCGCGUGGUGCGGGUGGAGCACAAGGCCACCAAGCAGCCCUACGCCAUCAAGAUGAUCGAGACCAAGUACCGGGAGGGGCGCGAGGUGUGCGAGUCGGAGCUGAGCGUCCUGCGCCGCGUCCGCCACACCAACAUCAUCCAGCUCAUCGAGGUCUUCGAGACCCAGGACCGCGUCUACAUGGUCAUGGAGCUGGCCACGGGCGGGGAGCUCUUCGACCGCAUCAUCGCCAAGGGCUCCUUCACCGAGAGGGACGCCACGCGCGUGCUGCAGAUGGUGCUGGACGGGGUGAGGUACCUGCACACGCUGGGCAUCACCCACCGCGACCUGAAGCCGGAGAACCUGCUGUACUACCACCCGGGAACGGAUUCCAAGAUCAUGAUCACGGACUUCGGGCUGGCGAGCGCGCGGAAGAAGGGGGACGACUGCCUGAUGAAAACCACGUGCGGGACCCCGGAGUACAUCGCUCCCGAGAUCCUGGUCAGGAAGCCCUACACGAACUCCGUGGACAUGUGGGCGCUGGGGGUGAUCUCGUACAUUCUGCUCAGCGGCACGAUGCCCUUCGAGGACGACAACCGCACCCGCCUGUACCGGCAGAUCCUGAAGGGAAAGUACAGUUACUCAGGCGAGCCCUGGCCCAGUGUGUCCAACCUGGCCAAGGAUUUCAUCGACCGCCUGCUGACGGUGGACCCCAGCGACAGGAUGACGGCCCUUCAGGCCCUGAAGCACCCGUGGGUGGUCAGCAUGGCAGCCUCCUCCUCCAUGAAGAACCUGCACCGUUCCAUCUCCCAGAACCUUCUCAAGAGGGCGUCCUCCCGCUGCCAGAGCACCAAGUCGGCGCAGUCCACCCGCUCCAGCCGCUCCACCAAGUCCAACAAGUCGCGGCGCGUGCGGGAGCGGGAGCUGCGCGAGCUCAACCUGCGCUACCAGCAGCAGUACACGGGCUGAGCGCCCGCGGGUGUGCGCGCACUCGGUGAGGAACAGCCAGGUUCCUCCCCUCCUCCCUCCAGGCGUUCCCCCCUCCCACGAGGAGGUGUCCCCCUCGCCCCGUGCGGAGGAAAGGGAACCUUGUGGUGGCCGUCCCAGCCCGCCAGCUGUGCCGCGGGGUCUCGCGCCAGAAACGGGGGAGUCCUUGUGGGCUCGGAGCCUCAAGGAAUUAAGGAGCCACGUGGGGAGAAGAGCUCUUUCUGUAGCCCAGGAGCUUGGUUGUUCAUAGUUAUUUAUUAAUUCCAGAGCGCCUAGUUUCUCUCACUUGUGUAUGGAAAAAAGAAGCAAUCACUCGGUGUGUCUGUGCGUGCACGUCCGUGUGUGCACAUACACGUGUGGGGGUGUAUAUGUAUUUAAAAAUUAUGUAUACACAGAUUUGGAGCUGGUUUAGUCAGACUCCGUGGUGCCUUUGCAGCGAAGCUGGAAUGAGUCAUGUGCAGUUAGAAGUGGGAUAGCUCUGACUCACUGGUGUGCUGCCCACCAGCUCCUUGCCAAAGAGAUGCCAGACAGCAGUUUUCCACGAGGGCCGGGAAGCUGCGAGGUUUCCCCCAAGGGCUGCCAUCCUCCUGAUGACGUCAAGGGCUCACUUGCCUGAUGACAUCAAGGCUUUACCCCUGGAAUUGUCCUUUCCUUGUUUGCAGCAAGACCAGUGCCUGUCAUGCAGGGUUUGUUGUUCUUGUGGCUCCGUUGGUCUCUGUCGUGUUACACACCUUGCACCCUCCAGAAGAAGAUUGAGAAUGUUGAGUUUUUUUGUGCUAAGGGGAAAAAAGAGGGGAGAAGUUUUAGGGAUGUGCUUCCCACCCCAGAGGUGGGAUGGGCUAUAACCACUGUAGGCGCAGUGUUACUGACCAUGUCACUGCACCAGAAUUUUGGUGGCUCCAGGCUGCUCCCUGCCUGCAGAUUUGACAGGCCUCCCCUGCUUUGUGUGCCUGUGCUGCCCCAGCACUGCUAUCCCUGCUUUGGGACAGUGGUGGUGGGAGCUGUUGGGGUGGCCACAAAUGGCUCCAUAGCACCAGGGUAGGGGCUUGAGUAGUGGAAGCCCAGUCUGGGAGUGUCAGCAGUGACAGUACUCUGGAGACAUUGUACAAAUGCCCUAGAGCUGUGAGGGGUGACUUAAGUUCACCAGGAAAAAGCUGCCUUUGAGGAGUCCUUGUGCUGUGUAGGUGAUGAGUGGCCUGUUACAAAGGACUCUGAGGGGGCUGCAGAGCUGAGCUUUCUGCAAGCCUGCUGAGAUUAUCUUCCCAGCUAGUUAGAGCAGCAAAGUGGGGCUGAUGGCACAGGCACAGGAUGGAUUUGGCUUCUCAUGGUAGCAGAGACAAGAUCAGCAGUGAAGGAAAAUGCUGGGGUUUGAAACUUUUCUUACGAAGCCACACAGUUUGCUUUGUGCUGUGCACUUGGGAAAGGCUUGCUUGGCUCUGGGCUGGAGGUGCAGACAGUCCAGGCUCAAGAGUCUGGUGAGCUUGGCCUUUUCCUAGGAUUGAUGCCUGUGCCACUGUGUUUCAGUGUCAGCAGGGCUGAAGUGGUCAGUCACAUCUCCAGGGAGCUCUCACAGUCACUGCUAGUCAGCAAACAGCAAAGCAGCUUUAGUGGGAGAAGAUUGGAGUUUUCUGUGCUAAGGUGAAAAAUGGGGGAAUUCUGGGGGUGUGCUUCCCACCCCAAAGGUAGGAUGGCUGUAAAUACAUGUAACCAGCCUGCUGUGCCCAAGCAUGUGGUGGGGAAUAGAGCAGAACCUUGAGGACAGCCACUGUGUGUAGCAUGAGUGAAUUCAAAAUUCCUUUGUGUGGUUUUGCAUGUUAUUUUGGAAACCUCACAUCCUUUGUAGGCUGCCCUUGCUCUGAGCAACCCAUCCCACCAUGUCACAUGCAGUCUUUCUUCCAUCAGCAUUAACAGAUACUGUAGAAUUCCCCAUAUUUGUUUUUUUCAACUCUGUGGACUGCAAACAAAAAUGUUUUCAGCAUAUUUUACCUCCUCACAUUGUUUUUCCCUAGUUUGUUACCAUGAACUAUAAACUAGAUGUGAUUUCUGACAAAGCAGGCAGCUUGCCACGUUUUGCUUCACAGACAGUUCAGUGUCCCCCGUGGGACAGCAAACAGCUCUCCAAAAGCAGGAGCCCCUCUUAGGCCAGUGUCAGCUGGACCAUGGGGGCCCUGCAGGUCCCGUGGUGGCAGGAGGCUCCCUCGGAGCACUUCUGGUUCUGAGCCAUUGCUUGAAGAGCUUCGGUGUGUUUGGAGCAUCACUCCAGGCACUGUGAUUGCUUUUACCUCCUGGCUGCUCCCAUGGCCCUCCCCCGAUUAUCCUGCAUUUUUAUCCAUAAAACAGGGAUUUUGCCUGUGUGAGGGGGUCAAACUGAUGAACUGAGCCAAAACCUCUAGAGACCCUUCCCCAUAACCACUAGACUGUCAAAAUGCACAGGCAUCGUGCAGCUAUCUGCCCAUGCUGUUCCUUUAUCCUUCUCUUAGGGGAUGAGGAAUGCAUAAAGCCCUGGGCUAACCAGGCUUGUUUCUCCACCUUCACAAAGCAGAACAAGAAUCUUCUCAUCUGUGACAAUUUUUGCUUCACUGAUCUUUUCUAUAACUGUUUUUUCACCAGGGGAAGUUCGCAGCGAUCAUUUGUGAUUACUUUGGGCUGUAAUAUGUUUUGAGAAGCAGGAGGUUGCUGUGCAGGUUCCUGACAGCGCCAGGUUUUGGUGGUGAUGCUCUGUGACUAGGGGUGAGUUGGCAGAAGGCAGGAUCCACCACAUAGCUGAGAAUACUGGAUAGCUGGAACUGGCUCUCCAUGGUAUCGAGGUGUGUGCAGUCCUUGGGCGCUCCACUGCUUGGGAACUGUGGGAAGAGGACCAAGGCCAUCUCAUAAAGAGUUUUGGCUUUUCUGAAAAAAACAACUCUAAUUCUUCUCACACAUGCAACAUUUUCUUGUUUGCAUGGAAGAAGCGUCAACUUGGGAAAGUCUUUACAGGCUUUCCUUCUGUUGUUCAGUUUUAACACUCUUGGCUCACUGCCUCUUCUUUUUCUAAAUCCAGUAUUUGUAGGAACUUUGCAGCCAGACAAUAACAUGUGGCCAGAGGGGAGAUGAGCAGAGCUCUGUCCAAGUGACCCUGGAGUCCCCAGUGAUCUUUCACUCAGUCUGGAAAACUGUGAUGAUCCAAAUGCCAUGUUGGAACGUCUGGCUUAAGAACAAUUCCUCAGGUGCUUUUAUUCUUGCAAGUGGGAACAUUUUCAGUUGGGUAUUGUGUGGAGGGGGACAGGCAAAGUGCUGUAAUUCUGAGCCAUAGUCCAGGUGCCUUCAAUCUGUCCUCUAAGAAGCUCUUCACUGUGAAUUACCUUGAUCAUCUGUCUUCAUUCCACAGGAGCAGCUCAGUGCUCGGUUGGUCUUAAGUCUCAGGAGUUUACACUUUUCAGGAGUGCCUUUUUUGGGGAUUUUAGAAACUAAAAUCUCUCUGAAAUGUUUUUUUCUACUCUUUCAUUUAAUUUUUUUAUGUCCUUCUUUGACUCUUAAUGGUGGUUCUUAAUUUGGCUCGCAGGGUGUUUUUGGGAAACUUCCCUCCUGAGUGUGCAGGGAGGACGGAAGUAACACCUGCCUGUUCCAGACCACCACAAAUCUGAGUGUUUGUGUUUUGCCUGCUCUGGCUCACACAGGGGAGGUGGAAUUGGAAUGACACCUAGUGGCAAAUUGUGGUGUGUCCUUGUCCAAGCACAGCCCUGGCCUCGCUGCUCUUUGAGGGGUAAAGGGAAUUAGGGUGGUUUGUCUUUUGGAACUUAGCAGUACUGUGUAAAACAAUCCCAUCCUUUUGUCCUGGGAGUUUGGCUGCUAAGGGGAGAGAAUUACAGCUUCAAAGAAUGUGGCCUGUUGGUUCCUUGAUUUUUAUUAUUUUUGUUAAGGGUUAUUGGAAAAGAAUGUGAAAAAGUCUUCCAGAAACUGCGUUAUGGAGUCUAAAGAUUCGCAUCCAGGUUUUGAGUGUGUAAUGUAUUUUCCUAAAGCAGCAGUUACCAGUCCAUGUUUGAUUUACUUCUCACUCAGGCUUCUAAAAUCUAAACAUCUUUUUAAAAAUCUUAACAUAUCAGCCCAGUGGGGGUAGAAACCACCCUUCCUUCGAUACUGAAGAAGUCUGUGCUAUUUAACACUGUGAUAGCAUCCAGAUGCUCCUGCUCUGUUGUUCUUGGAAGCACAAGGCUGUAUGUGAAGGAAAGCUUGAGAGCCUCGUGAGGAGCUUAAGGCCAGACAAGAGGGCUCAGCCUUGCUGGCUUUGGUAGUGAUUUGGAAACCAGCUGCAGUGUAGGGCCUGCUUCACGUGUUUGUUCUGGAUGUGAUAAACCCUCACGCUCUUCUUUGGAAUCUGGGUAUUUUCCUCUUUUAGGUGAGAUGUUUUCUCUUCUGGUAAUUUACACUAUUUCUGAGGCCCUGCUCCAUUUCUCAGUCCUGUUUUCUACCCCGGUGUUUGGCUGCAGUACUAAGAUAGUCAGCUUUUAUCUGAUGCACAAACUGGAAUAGGAAUGAUGGUUCACUUGGCUGCUGGGCAGCAGCUCUGGGUUUGGCUCUGCAGGAGCUGUGGCAAGUCCAGGGGCAAGGUAGAAGCUUCCAGAUGGCGCCUUUGAGGACCUGCAGUGCAGGCUCAGCUCAGGCUGGUACCACGUAGGGCAACUACUGUGUGGCUGUGUCUAAUUAGGCUGUGUGGGGCCAUAUUGUUUUAAGUAAUGAUGCUGAAGAUUCGGGAGGUUUGAGGUGGGAUAAAUUAAAAUCUCAAUUGUUUGACUUAAUUUAGUUUUCUAAAUGAUGCAAAGCAACACGGACAUUGGCUUCUUUGGCACCAGUGUGAGCCCUAGAAUCUGCAGGGAGGUUGGAUUGUCCAGGCCUCUCACCCACUCAGCUUUCUCCUGGAAAGUGUCACAAAGUGCCUGUACCACUCAGUGCAUGUACCCAGUCCCAAUUGCCUUCACCACUCUUGGGAGGGUUUUGGUGCUUUUUUUGACCACUCAGUGUCCUCUUUCACCCUGGAUUAAGAGUGCAGCACUCCAAGGCAGGUGCCUGCAUGCCAGCUUUGCCUUACUGUGCAGGAAAAUUCCCAAAGAAAUAAAUGUGAACACCAGGGACGUGCUGUGGCAAGCGGCAUCACGGAGCUCAGUGCCUUCCACCCUCGGUGUGCCAGGGGCAGCAGGAGCUCUGCCUGGUGACAAUUGUCCCCCUCCCACUGUCCCCCCCUGCCUGGUGAUACUGCAGAUGUGUGAUGGGCGAGCUCUGGCUGCUGCUGCAGAGGUCACUGCACCGUUUGUUUGCUGGAAUCCCGGAGCAGCUGCGCGGGCCAGCGAGGUGUGUUACAAAGCAGCAGCUCCUGCGCGGACGCCCCGAUGCCCUGAGCUUUCCUGUUGCCUUUCACUGCGGAAAGAACCUCCCGGGAAGCCCUCGGGAUCGGAGAUCUUCCGGCACUCGAUGUUAUUUUUGGUUGCCCGGUUUCCGGUGCUGGGUUGGAACGGUUUGGAAGCGACUCCGGUCUCAUCCAGUCGGUCUGUGUCCCAUCCAGUGUCCCCUUCUGUGCCUUGCCUUUCGAGUCCUGGCUUUACUCUAAGGACUGUCCUGUCAGAUGAGGUGGGACCCAUUGUAAUUAUUCUGUAAUGUUCAAGUUAGAGUGUACAGAAUUAUUUAUUUGUUGUACUCGUUCUGCUAAAACAUGUCCAUGUAUUCUGUGUA